This is a messenger RNA of Cylindrotheca closterium, 882 nucleotides long. The record is from the annotation of a GenBank genome assembly. Lineage: Eukaryota; Bacillariophyta; Bacillariophyceae; Bacillariales; Bacillariaceae.
AUGAUGUUUGCUAAAGUUGUUCUUACCAUUGCUGCCCUUGCGGUCUCUACUACCAAUGCUUUCGUGCAGCACCAACCUUUGGGAGUCUCCCGAACCAUCACCAAGUCUUCGUCCUUGAACAUGGUUGCCGAUGACGCCAAAGUAGUCCUUGUAACUGGAUCGUCCCGUGGUUUGGGAAAGGCCAUCGCACUUGAACUUGGAAAAAAUGGACAAAAGGUCAUUAUCAACUACGUCUCUGAUGGUUCUGCUGAUGCUGCUGCCGCCACUGUCGAAGAAAUCAAGGCUGCUGGAGGAGAUGCCGUUGCCAUUCAAGCUGACAGUUCCGAUCCAGAUUCCAUCAAGAAGCUUUUCGCCGAGUCCGUCGAAGCUUUCGGAACCGUUGAUGUCCUUGUCAACAAUGCCGGUAUCACCAAGGAUGGACUUGUUAUGCGCAUGAAGCCUGCACAAUGGCAAGCCGUUAUCGAUUGCAACCUUUCUGGUGUUUUCUACUGCACUCAAGCCUUCUUCAAGCUUGCUUCCAAGAAGCGCACUGGUCGUAUCAUCAACAUCUCUUCUGUCGUCGGGCAAAUCGGUAACCCUGGACAAGCCAACUACGCCGCCGCCAAGGGUGGCGUCAUCGGUAUGGCCAUGGCUAACGCCAAGGAAUUCUCUUCUCGUGGAAUCACUGUCAAUACUGUCUGCCCUGGUUUCAUUGCUACCGAUAUGGUUGACAAGCUUGACGAGGCAUAUUUGGAAACUGUCACUGCAGGAAUCCCACUCAAGCGACUUGGAAAGCCCGAAGAAGUAGCCGGUAUGGUCCGAUUCCUUGCCCUUGACCCAGCGUGUGAUUACAUCACAGGCCACACAUUUAAUGUCGAUGGAGGAAUUGCCAUGGGGGCCUAA